Messenger RNA from Alnus glutinosa, 933 nucleotides. RefSeq names its product non-specific lipid transfer protein GPI-anchored 20-like. NCBI's taxonomy places the organism in Eukaryota, Viridiplantae, Streptophyta, Magnoliopsida, Fagales, Betulaceae. The record is from RefSeq and is a predicted model, not a curated record. The transcript has 4 exons. The coding region runs from base 93 to 746 and encodes 217 amino acids.
CUUCUCUCCCCAAAACAUCAAACUCCCAAAUCCAAGUUCCCUCUGCUUUUUUCCCUCAACAGCUUAAAAUUCUUUUCACUUCCCCAACUCCUAUGGCUAUGGAGCUCUUUUCGCCUUGUGCUCGCAUUGUUCCAAUACUGGUCAUGGCUGUGUUCUUCAUUAGUAGUCCCGUCUAUGCCCAGAUCAGUACUCCAUGCAGUGCUUCAAUGAUUACUAGCUUCACUCCUUGCUUGAACUUUAUAACAAAUAGUACUGGAAAUGGUACCUCCUCGCCAAGUGCUAACUGCUGCAACUCCCUGAAAUCCCUCACAAGUGGUAGCAUGGACUGUUUCUGCCUCAUUGUUACUGGAAACGUUCCCUUCCAGAUACCCAUCAAUCGGUCCUUGGCCAUUUCUCUCCCUCGUGCUUGUAACAUGUCUGGAGUUCCCCUCCAAUGCAAAGCCUCUGGUGCACCUAUUCCUGCUCCAGGUCCUGUCUCGCUUGGCCCGAUGCCUUCUCCCGGACUUUCUCCAUCUUCUAGUCCUAAAGCUUCUUCUAUCCCUGAUCCCACAGCACCUGCUCAGGCACCAGAAUCUGACACGACGCCACUUUUAACACCGCCAUCUCCAACGGUGGAUUCCGGCGCUCCAACUGCAACUACCGGCAGCCGCCCAGUUCUGACCCCAUCGGCUGCCAUGCCCUCUCACGCUCUCUCACCAUCUCUUCUGCUGUUUAUGUUGGGAUUGGUUGCUCUCAAGUACUGCUAGGUUAUUGUCUUCCCAGUAUGUGUGUUGGUUUGUUUGUUAAGUAUUCUUUUGAGGGCUUGACUAGUAUCUGGGCUUGUUCAGAUUAUUGAGAGCAACAUUGUGUGAUUAUUUAUUUAUUUGAGAAUGCAUUCUUUGUAAUACAUAUAUGUAUCAGAGGAAAUAAAAUAAAGAUUUGAUAGUUUAAAGA